AUGACAGAGGUAACAUUCGCAAGAUCCUUCCUGGCGGCGCUGGACUCGCGCCCGCCGAAGCUGUCAGCCGACCAUGUCGAGGACCCCAAGAGCUACCCGGCAAGGCCACCUUACAUCCUGCCUCGGAUGCCCAAGCCAAUGUCCAAGGCCGUCUCACUUGCGCCGGGCCAGGAGCGCAGCAUAACCGUGCGCAUCAAGUCGCUGCGCAAUCCGCCCCUCGACAUCAGACUCAGCUCCCAGCCCCUCAACACCUCCAUCCUCGACAUUAAGGCGUCCGUGUCAUCCGAGACCUCCAUACCUGUAGACAAGAUCAAGGUCUUGCACAAGAAGAAGCCCGUCGCCGAUAGCAAGGUGCUCAAGGACCUGCUGGGAGAGGAUGAGACCAGCGUCGAGUUCUCCGUCAUGGUGCUCGGCGGUGCUGCCGCAGUGUCACCAGCUCCCAAGACGGACGACGUCACGGCCCAUGCUGCCUCGACCGCGCAGGGGACCAGUGGAGAGGCCGUGCUGCAGACGGACGCGUUCUGGACGGAUUUGCGGGGGUUCUUAUCCCAGAGGAUACGUGAUGAGAAGAUCACCGAGGAGCUGUUUGGCAAGUUCCUCUCGAGUUGGGAGUCGGGCCGGUAG
Diaporthe batatas is the source of this 624-nucleotide messenger RNA. RefSeq lists its product as uncharacterized. The transcript is spliced from 2 exons. Gene Ontology annotation, biological process: post-translational protein targeting to endoplasmic reticulum membrane. The record is from RefSeq and is a predicted model, not a curated record. Gene Ontology annotation, molecular function: protein binding. Lineage: Eukaryota; Fungi; Ascomycota; Sordariomycetes; Diaporthales; Diaporthaceae. The coding region runs from base 1 to 624 and encodes 207 amino acids.